Messenger RNA from Anarrhichthys ocellatus (wolf-eel), 6349 nucleotides. Its product is annotated as KIAA0319 ortholog. Gene Ontology annotation, biological process: neuron migration. Gene Ontology annotation, cellular component: plasma membrane; cytoplasmic vesicle. The record is from RefSeq and is a predicted model, not a curated record. Lineage: Eukaryota; Metazoa; Chordata; Actinopteri; Perciformes; Anarhichadidae. The transcript has 16 exons. Bases 3115 to 5520 code for a protein of 801 amino acids.
GCGUUCAUCCCUGUGAGGGGGUGACUACAAAACCCAGAACCCCCCACUGCCUCGGCCUGCUUGUGUUCUUCUCCUCUUUACUGCCUGCCUCCUGGUGGACGUCGGAGCGAUGCGCUCCUUCCUGUCCCGUUUGCCUCGUCCAUGUGAAUCCAGAUGCUCUUUGUCUUCGUCGUCCUGAAAGUAGAUCCGGCCGAGAUCAAUGCUCCGGUCUGUGACGUCUAAAGGAAAGAAGGUCGCUUCACGUCCAGAAGAAUCCGCUAAAUCGCUGUGAACUUUGUGUUUGUCCCUGUUUAUUUAACUCCAGAUGAUUAAAACCAGAUCAGACUUCAACAACCUUUGUAGUUGUUUGAUGUCAGAUAUUCUGUCAGCAGUGACCAAGGACGACAGUUAGCAUUUUAAUUAUAAAAGGUGGAAUAAGAGGCAGAGCAGAGAUCCAUGAAACUCGAGUUCAAAGAAUUCUUCAAGAAGACUUCAGUGUUUUUGUGGCUUCAGAAACAUUUAAAGAAAUGACCGAACACGCUUUUAUUCUCCCUGAAACGGCCGUCUGUGUUUGUUGUUUCUCUUCAUGAAGCUACUAACAGUUAUUAAGUGAUGGAUCCUUCCCACCACAAUAAAAGUCUUCCAAAGACUGUCGGGACAGUUUUAUUUUGAGCUACAACAUAGUUUAAAGUUUCCUCAUCAGCCCUCAAAUCCGUUUGAUCAGUUCGUGGACUAAAGACCACGGUGACAUGAAGGCAGCACGACUCUAAUAGAAGCUUUCAGCUGCAUCUUAAGGUCCGAUCAGAGUUCCGACAUGAUGGAAGCUGAGGUCUGUUUACUGAUGAAGACCAUGAGGUGCAGCUGAAACCCCUGAAGACCGACUAAGUGGACUUUUGAGCUCAGAUAAAUGGUCUACAAACAUUUAUUUUGGUUUAGCUUCUUCUUCACCACCUUGAUCCCUGAAUCUUAUGUCUCCGUCUCACCUGAAACCAGGUUCUAAAGCUGUCGGACUAAUAGAAGUGUACAUUUAUUCUGUUCCUCACAUUGUAACCACAAUAUUGUUGUUGCCUCAACAGUAACUUUCUAAUCUUUGUCCAGUUUGUUUGUUUGAGAGACUUCCAGUCUGUCAGCUGACUGGUUCAUCCACCUGCUGUCGUCACUGAGCCACAUCCACCAACUGUGUUGCUCCAGGGUAUCAGCAGGCAUCAGUGGGGUGUCAACAGGGUACCUGCCAGGUAUCUGCAGGGAUGCCAGUGCCUGCUGGGACUGAUGGGUUCGGGUUCAGCUGUAGAUGUAGACUUGGUACCAACUUGGUGAGAGUUUCAACAACAAAAGCUGCUGUUAAGUUUCUCUGUAAAGGAACAAAACUCUUUAAUUUAACAUCUAACCCGACUCAGUUUCCUCAGUUCAGGUUUAAUGAGGGAAAUAAGCUUAAAGAAAACAGGAAGAGAGUUCUCAGUGUAACGCGCAGGGAUUCAAUUAAAAGAUUUAAAUCAGUCAUCCAGUUCAUUUCCUGCUGCACACGGGUGCCCUGGAGCAAAAGUUUACUGAACCUGAAUCUGCAGUUUGCAUGAAAAUAGAAACUAAAAAUGGAAAUCUACUGUUGAUUGUGAGUGAAGCACAACAGAGUGAAUUCACUGCAGCAGAAUGAAGCACCACUCUGUUUAUUUUAAUGCUUCGUCAGGUUUCAAUUGGAGAUUUGACUUGAAUUUUGUGUUUUGCAGCUUGUUUUAUUAGUUGGAUGAUGACAACAGAGUAUUUAAAAUAGAUAAUUGUAUUUGUUGUAAUUUAUAAAUGUUUCAGUUGUAAAUGUUUUGUUUUUUUAAGAAAACAAGAAUAAAAGACUGGGAUGAGCCCCAAAUGUCAAAUUUUGUGUUGCUUCGAUUCUUACAAAUAGAAAACACAUUUAAAUUAUUAACUCAUUUAUUAUUUUAAAUCGAAUUAUUAUAAUUAGCACACCAGUGAAUUAACCUUCGUUUCAUCAUUAUCCUCAGAGAGACUGUGCUGUGAAGUUACUGCAAUUUAAACCGGAAGUUUGACGAGCCUGCCUUCAAAAUAAUAGUACAGCGAGCACUUAAUAAAUUCUGUAUUUAUGCUAAUUUAUGAACUUAGUUACAGCAACCGAGUCACAUCACAAAACGCACAUCUGAAAUAAUAUAUUAAAAAACACAAACAAACUAAAUACGUCAUACUCAGUAUAAACUAAAUACUUCAUACUCGCAGUAUAAACUAAAUACGCGCCCUGCAGCCCAGUGCCUCAAAACAAACGCACCUUCACGAUUAAUAAUAUUAAAGUUAAACCCUUACAUUUUAUCUUUCGGAGUCUGAACAUCUUCAAGGCUUAAAAAAAAAAAUUAUGUUUUUACUCAACUGAGGUUUGGUAAAUUAUUUUUGGCGAAUUCAUAUUUUAUGUUUCUUAAUCAUGAUAUUAAAGAUGAAACUUUUUAAUAAAUAAAACAAUAUAUUACAAAGUUAUUGCUCAUCUACUUUAAAUAGAUUUCAGGAAUGUUUUAUCUCAUUUAAAUUAAAAUGUUUAAAGUCUCCAAAAACAGCAGCAUUAACAAAACGAGUUUAAAAUCAUGUUUCUUUAAUAUAACAAAUAUUUGUUUUCAGAAGACGAAUAUAAAUCUCCUAAAUAUAUAAUUUACAUGUUUGGUUUUUAACAAUCCUGAAAGGUAACACGCUUUCUGUUUUAUUUUGAAACUGACCGGAUGUGGUGUGUUUCCGUGUUCCGGACUCACAGACUGGACUCACCUCCAACCGGUCCGGUGUGUCACCUGUAGGACAGAACCAGUGAGGAGAACCGGGAGAAGGUGCGUCCAGGGUCAUGUUUUAACGGUUCUAACGGACACCGACGGCACGUGGGCAGAAUAUGUGACGCGUUGUCUAAUAGAAACAUUUCGGUUCUCAUCCUCUACGUCACUGGCCGACGUCUUUCACGCCAGUACUCGUUCACUAAUCCCGUAAUUCUACGUUUUUUUUUUACAGUCGCAGCUGCGGAAGAAGGAAAUUAUUAAAGAAGCAGGUUUCCGACACUAGUGGCUUCUUUACGUGAAGCCGAAUAUUACAACGGGUCUCACUGAACUGGUUAAACGUGAUUCAAAUCUAAAUAAGACGUUCUGUUUCAGGUCGACCAUGUGGGAGAAAGCCAUCCUGCUGCUGCUCCACAGUGUGGAAGCUGUAGUGGCAUCUCAGUGCUGGCAGGGGGCGAUCUUCUCCGAGGCUGUCGUGUCCCCGGUGGUUCAGACCGGUGGAGUCCUGAGGGUCCCUGGCGUGGCGUCUCUGGCUCAGUGCGUAGCGGCCGGCUGCGACCUGCCAGACUACGACCUGGUCUGGAUGUUGGAGGGUCGCUGCUACAUCCUGAGCUGUCGGCAGAGGGGGUACUGCCAGCCCCGACAGAGACCCGGGACAGACUCGGUCCUGGUCUUUCUCAAGAGGGCUUCACCGCAGACCCUGGUGCUGCAGUCAUUAGUGAGGCCCCUCUUACGGUCCUCUGAGGCCCCUGGGGACCUGGAGGACCUGGACCUGCUGGACGGGCCCCCGCAGGAAUUCUCUGACCCCAGCAUGCUGGAUGCAGAGGAUCCAGAGGGAGACCAGGAGGAGACGGGAGGGACCGGGUCUUUAGAGGGAAGAGAUGGGUUCAACCAAUCGGAGGCAGAGGACGGUCCAGAGGGGGGGCGGGCACACAGCAACGUGGUCCAGAACAGAUCCUCCUCUGGGGGGACCAUCCCUCAGGGGGACGACGAAACCUGGAGACCAGAUGCUGCUGCAGAGAAAAUGAACAAAACUCAAAGCAGCGUUGAUUCGACGACUGUCUCCUCCCAACGCGACCAUGUAGGGACUUCCCUUCCCACCCCUGACACGCCCCAUUGGCCAAUCAGCACGUCCAUCCAGCCAGCUGCAGACCGACCCCUGAUUGUGUCCGGUGGAAACCCUGUAGAGCAAACCUUGCCCACAGUUAAACUUGAUGCUUCAGUUUCCCCCGGACCCACAACUGAUGUACUGAAGCUGCUCCAGUCAGCAGUCAGAGCUCCACCGACUGCCACCCAUCCCCCGGACAGUCCUCUGACCUCUGACACCACCACCACCACCCAUCCCCCGGACAGACCUCUGUCCUCUGACGCCACCAUCACCCAAACUCCCAGCACCAACCCGCCAACCGCGGCCACUGCAGACUCUGUAUCAGAGGUCAGGUGGUCAAACCGUGGCCCGGUGGCUGUCGUGGGUCCUGACAGGAAGUUGCUUCUCCCAGUGAGCAGCUUGUCACUGGACGGCAGCGGAAGCACCGAUGACCGCGGCAUCGUCAGCUACCACUGGGACGUCGUCAGCGGUCUACCGGGGUUAAAGCUGGAGGGAGCGGACCAGGCAGUCGUCUCGGCAACAGGCCUUCGGGUGGGACGCUACACCUUCAGACUGACUGUCUCUGACCAGCAGGGGGCGACGGACAGAGCUUCACUGACUGUCAGGGUCCAGGAAGCCACCAGUCCUCCUCCAGUGGCUCAUGCCAGUGGCAGCCACACCGUCUCUCUGCCCAACAGCUCUCUGGUCCUCAGGGGCUCCAUGACCGACGGAGACCAGACCGAGGUCCACUACCUGUGGGUCAGAGACAGCCAGAGUCCUGCUGCUGGGGACGUCCUGUACGGCUCGGUGACUCAGGCCUCCCUCUACCUGGCCAACCUGGUGGAGGGCACCUACCUGUUCCAGCUGAGGGUGACUGACGCUCAGGGGCGCUCCAGCACCGCCACGGCCACUGUGGAGGUCCAACCAGAACUGGGUGGGGGGGAGGAGAUGGAGCUGGAGAUGCUGGUCUCGGUUUCUCAGGUCAGCGUGGCUCAGAGGGACACGGUGGUCCGGCAGCUCGCCGCCAUGAUCCACGUCCUCGACAGAGACAUCCAGGUCCGAGGGCUGCAGGGACACUCACACCUCAGCACCGUGUUGCGGUUCUCGGUUCGGGGCCCCUCAGGGAUCGGCCCUAACCCUAACCCUGGCUCCAGACUGGUGGGUCUGCUGAGAAACCAGCUGCUCAGAGAGAAGAGCGACUACCUGCUGUUCAGAGUCCUGAGAGUCGACACCGCCUUGUGCCUGCUUCGCUGUUCUGGGCGUGGUCAGUGUGAUCCAAUCACAAAGGAGUGUGCAUGUGACUCCUUCUGGACGGAGAACCUCAUUCGUAGAUACCUUGGCGAUGGAGAGAAUAACUGUGAGUGGAGGGUGCUGUACGUCAUCCUGACCAGCUUCAUGCUCGUGGUCUUCAUCCUGUCCAUCACCUGGACCUUCAUCUGCUGCUGCAGGAGGAGGAGACAGACCAAAGUGAGGAAGAAAACGAAAUACACCAUCCUGGACAACAUGGAUGACCAGGAGAGGGUGGAGCUCAGACCCAAAUUCAGUAUCAAACACCGCAGCACAGAGCACAACUCCAGCUUGAUGAUGUCCGAAUCGGAGCUGGACAGCGACCAGGACACCGUCUUCAGUCGGGACCGACCUGUCCGCAGCAGGAACCGGGUCAGCACCCACGCCGCCCGCAACGGUAACGCCUUCGGCUGACGUGGACGGAACUCGUCUGGAAUGUUUGUACUCUGGCAGCUAGAGAUUUAAAGACUGCAUUACCCAGAAUUCAUGUUUCGGUGAGGUAAGUAAAAUGAACCAGUGUCCCAUUUCAAGGUCAAAGUCUUUGAAGAGGACGCGAGGACUUAAGACGAGACAGGAUAACAGGAUUAUAUGGGUUUGGGACAUUUGGAGGAUUCUUGACAACAGUGAAGACACGUUAGUAGAUUCUGACUUCUAAAAGAUUUAAAGUUACAGGUCGUCUUGUUUUUGUUGGAUCUCACUACUCAGUGAUGACGCCACAGUUCAUAAUACUGCAAAUGCUUUUUACCUUUGUGUCACCUCAUCGUGACUUAAAGACUUUUACUUCAAUGAAACUCUUUGUGAUUAUUUAAACAAGUAUCAGACAUUUUGGGAAUCGUCUUCCCCAAAACCACAGAGAAGAUGGAGACUUCCAGCUCUAGUUGAUCCUCCAGACAGGGGUCAGUCCAGGACACGGUUCCACCCUAAUAUUCUAAACCAGUCUCACUCCUCUUGGUCCUCGAUCCAUCAAGAAAAACACGCGACUCCAAACUUUUCAGCGGCAGUUUAUGAAUCGAUUGUUUUGUUGCACAAAUCUGAAGACAUUAUUGAAAUGUGUAGAAACACUCUUACAUUUGCACAAAUGGAACAUGCUUUAAAUUAUUAAAAAUGGCUCAUUAAAGUUAUUUUUUGUCCCAAUGUGUUGCAAAAUGUCAUAAGUAUUUUAGUCAUUCAAAAAUACAUAUUUAUUUAUUGGAUAUGAACCGGCCGACAUCAGGAUGUUCAACACAAAGACUACAAUACAUAU